AUGAUCGCUCCUCUCCCUCAGCCUGGUCCUUCUCAACCUACGUAUCCGUAUGUUAUUACCGUCAAUCGAAAAGGGAAAGAACGAGCCUCCUCCGAUUACUUCGCCCCCUCACCACUCGAAGAUUCCGGUUGGCCACCUGCAAGAGAGAGUGAGCGUUGGACGACCUCGGAGCUAUGGAAGAGGAGUAGAGCAAGGGCGAAAUCAGAUAAGACCUCUUGGGAUUAUGUAUUGACCAGCGGAGUGGCUGGAGGAAUAGCUGGGUGUGUGGCAAAAACAGCUAUAGCCCCGUUGGAUAGGGUGAAGAUACUGUUUCAAACCAGUAAUGCGGAUUUUCGGAAGUAUGCAGGUACUCCUCUCGGUCUGAUACAUGCUACUGGUAUGAUCUACCGGACGUCAGGGAUACGGGGUUUAUUUCAAGGUCAUUCAGCCACGUUGAUGAGGAUAUUUCCAUAUGCUGGGAUAAAAUACAUGUUGUACGAUUGGAUGGAGAGGAUACUGAUACCCACACCUGAACAAAGAUCACCCUGGCGAUUCUUUGUAGCAGGAGCCACCUCCGGUGUCGCCUCCGUACUUUGUACAUACCCUCUCGAACUCAUCCGUGUUCGUCUAGCAUACCAAACCAAACUAUCCGAGCGGACCUCACUCUUACAAGCUGUCAAAUCGAUAUAUCACGAGAACGAUGUUGUUCACUCGCGUAAAAACAAUAUAUCACCUUUCAUCCGAUCUAUACCCCUAUACCCCUUCUAUCGCGGUUUCUCGAUAACUAUACUGGGUAUGAUCCCUUACGCUGGUGUUUCAUUCCUCACCUAUGGUACACUCAAAAAGCACGCUCCGGAGUAUGUACCCUACCUUAGAGAUAGACCAACAAUGCGAGAUCUUAGUUGUGGAGCUAUAGCAGGAGCGGUCAGUCAAACUGCUAGUUAUCCUUUUGAAGUGAUUAGGAGGAGGAUGCAAGUUGGUGGUACGUUAGGUAAUGGAGGGAUCAACCCAAAACAAGCUAUACAGAACAUAUAUCAGGCGAAGGGUUGGAGAGGGUUCUUCGUAGGGCUCAGUAUCGGGUACAUAAAGGUUAUACCUAUGACCAGUAUUGCGUUCGCCACUUGGCAGUUGUUGAAGCGCUCCUGGGAGCUAUAG
Messenger RNA from Kwoniella botswanensis, 1134 nucleotides. RefSeq lists its product as uncharacterized. The transcript has 7 exons. Gene Ontology annotation, biological process: mitochondrial coenzyme A transmembrane transport. NCBI's taxonomy places the organism in Eukaryota, Fungi, Basidiomycota, Tremellomycetes, Tremellales, Cryptococcaceae. Gene Ontology annotation, cellular component: mitochondrial inner membrane. The coding region runs from base 1 to 1134 and encodes 377 amino acids. Gene Ontology annotation, molecular function: coenzyme A transmembrane transporter activity. The record is from RefSeq and is a predicted model, not a curated record.